Molecule: messenger RNA, 1074 nt
Organism: Heterobasidion irregulare TC 32-1
Lineage: Eukaryota; Fungi; Basidiomycota; Agaricomycetes; Russulales; Bondarzewiaceae
Exons: 3
Coding region: 1-1074 (357 amino acids)
Source: RefSeq, a predicted model, not a curated record
AUGUCCAACUCAGCUUCCACCUCACUCCAAAACCCUGCCAUCGCAGCUCUCAUUGUAUCCCACUCGCGCUCUUUCGAUCUGAUUUCUCUCAUCUAUACGAACAAAUCUCUCAGUCCGAUCGCCGAGCGUGCAUUGUAUCGAUCCCUCGUCUUCAGCAAUCCGCAGACUGCAUAUCGCGCUUGCCUCACCCUUCUCGACGCCCCGAGGCUCGCUGCCUAUGUUCACACCCUUGCGCUUACGCCACGGCGUUCGGCGUCUCCUCUUGCAAAUCUCCCACGCCAUUUCUGGGAGACACUACACGACGUGCUGACAAAACUCCCCAGUCUCCAAUCACUUGUCUUUCCAGACCCAUACGGUGGCGAUGCUAGUCCGCUUGCGAGCGCUACUUCCUUCUCGUGGGUAUUCCCACUGGAAGUGCCUUUCACGUUGCGCGACGCGCAGAUAAUGUUCCCGUAUGAUGCCCACAUUGCCGCGUUUGUGGCGCGCCAGCGCAAACUGCGCACGCUUCACACCGCAGAAGAUGUGGAUGGCCAAGAGAGCCCCACGUUCCCUGACCUCCGGGUAUUUGAUGGCCCCAUGGCCAUUGCCUCGCAGCUGCUCACGAGUCCCCUCACGCAUAUGCAGACGUUUCAACACAACGAAUCCGACUUGAUUGCCUUUAUCCCGAAGCUUAGAUGUCUUCGCAAGUCUUUACGCUCCUUGAGCUUGCAUUACGUGCCGGAGAAUCGAGUCGCAGAGACCGUGGGACACAUCGGGAGAUACUGUCCUGACAUUCGACAUAUUGGGGUGCUCUCCCUGCCGGCGACACAUCGCACAGAGCUUCAUUCGCAGUUAAUCUCCUUCGCUAUGUUGGAGUCUCUUGAAGUCGACCUCACUCGAGGCUGGGUUCCGCAGCCAGCACCACCAUUGCAGCGUGUCUUGGCAUCAGAGCUACGGAUAUACUGCCCCACCUUACGGGUGUUUAUGGUGUGGUAUGGAUCCCAUCACUUUGUUUGGAAAUUAGAAGACGAUGGAGGUCAAGGAAAAUGGAGGCUGAGCCAAGAAAGCGCUGGUAUAGGAUGGGAAACGGUGUGA